UGCGUGUGAAAGCAUGACAUGGUAUACAUCGGCAGGAAGAAUGACUUUGGUUAACAUAAGAAAAAGGGAAACAAUAAUGCGAAAAGAAUCCGACCUUCUGUUUUCUGACCAUUCCAACUUUUUUACAAUGUCCAACGAUGCCAACGAUACGUCUGUUGUUCCGAGCAUGAACGAACCCGACUGGUACAACAAUGCACAAAAAUAUUGGACAAACGUGGACGCCACCGUCGACGGGGUUUUGGGAGGCUUUGAGUCGGUCGAUCCCAUCGAUGUGAAGGGAUCCCUCAGUUUUGUCAAUGAAUUUGUCCACGGAGGACGCCACGGCACAGUGCUUAAACCACCGGUUAUCACCAACGGUUAUGCGUGCGAUUGCGGUGCAGGCAUCGGUCGCGUCACGAAAAACUUCUUGCUCAAAGUACCUUUCCAGAAAGUCGAUCUUGUAGAACAAGCGCCCAAUUUUGUACAGCAGGCCAAGGACGAGUAUUUGGCUGCCGAAAUCAAACAAGGCUUGAUUGGCGAAAUCUAUUCUCAGGGCUUGCAGGAUUUUGUUCCUGAACAAGGCAAAUACGAUCUGAUAUGGUGUCAAUGGGUGCUCGGUCACUUGACAGAUGAGCAUUUGGUGGCGUUUUUCAAACGAUGCAUCAAAGGACUGAAACCCAACGGUCUUAUUGGCGUGAAAGAAAACAAUUCCAGCAAAGGCUAUUUGCUGGAUGAAGAGGACAGCAGCGUCACCAGACCCAAUACGGCGUUCAAGAAAAUUUUCAAGGAAGCAGGUUUGGAAGUGGUAAAAGAAGGCAUUCAGCGAGGUUUGCCCGCUGGAUUAUUCGCGGUGAGAAUGUACAUGCUAAAACCGAUCGCGGAAUAAUUGCGUCCGAAGCACCUCCAUGUCACGGCUUCCAAAGAAAAAAAAAAAACUCCUCCCCUGCCCCCUCGCUCCUUUCUUUCGGUCAAAGUCAAGCUUUUGUACCCGACAAAAGGGUGAAAAGCAGGGGUUCAUCCUGUUCAUUCACUUUCUGUUUAUCUAUAUAAUUAAAAUCUUUGAAAAAUUAGCGAUUUUGUAAAUCACAUGAUCUACACUAAGUUAUCAAGACCUGUUAAAC
Messenger RNA from Radiomyces spectabilis, 1100 nucleotides. RefSeq names its product AdoMet dependent proline di-methyltransferase-domain-containing protein. Gene Ontology annotation, cellular component: cytoplasm. Gene Ontology annotation, biological process: N-terminal protein amino acid methylation. The record is from RefSeq and is a predicted model, not a curated record. Lineage: Eukaryota; Fungi; Mucoromycota; Mucoromycetes; Mucorales; Radiomycetaceae. The transcript has 6 exons. Gene Ontology annotation, molecular function: N-terminal protein N-methyltransferase activity. Bases 14 to 865 code for a protein of 283 amino acids.